AUGAUGAGCCGAAAACCUCGUCCCCAACAACAACAACAACACCAACAGCAACAACAAUAUUUUCAUAAAAAUUCACAACAGCCAAAUAAUAAUAGAAGAAGACAAUAUAAUGACAAUCAACAACAAUCAUAUAAUGAUCAUGAUGAUCGAUCAAAUGUUCACAAUCGAUUAGGUCCAAGACGACGAAAUAUACGUGGUUCGGGUGGAAAUAAUUAUCGUCAAACAUCGUCACGAAAUAAUCGUACUCAAAAUUAUAAUAAUAAAGAUGCAAAUAAUCGUCGAAGUGGUGAUGAUUUUUUCAAAGUUACCAUUCCAAAUGGUCAUAAAUAUGAACAAGCAUAUAUCAGACAAUUACUCAAAGAAAAUUUAGAUGAUAUGGAUGACGAAAUAAUAUUUUAUAAUUAUCAUAUUGGACAAAAUAAUUGUGUCUUUUAUGUAAAUGGUCAAGACAAAGCUGAUACUUUACGUGGCCUAAGCAGACGGAUAAAAACAAAUAGUGGUCAUAAUUUAAUAAUAUUGACACAAAGAACACCACCACCAGUAAUACAAAUGAACGAUCAAUACAUUGAAUUGAUUAAGAUCGCAAUGAGUUCACAAUAUGAUCAUCAUACCAAUAUAAUGGAUUUAAGUCAAUUUACACAUUCUAAACAUCUAAAAAGUCAAGGAUUAUAUAUUAUGUUAAAUCGUCCAAAUGUUCUUGCUAAUAUCGUUAGAUUGAUUAUUGAUAAUGCUCCAAAUACUAUAGCCAUUAAUCUUAGUGAUAAUAAAAUACAAAUAUUGGAACCAUUGAAAGAUUUAUCAUCACUUACUCAAUUGAAAGCAUUGAAUUUAUCGAAAAAUAAUAUAAACAAUUUUGAACAAUUAGAUCAUAUAAAACAUCUUGAUCUUUUGGAAUUGGAUCUAGAAGGAAAUCCAUUAAUCAACAAUUAUCAAAGUAGUGCAGCAUAUGUCAGCGCAAUACGGAAAAUAUUUAAAAAUUUAAAAACCUUGGACAAAGAAGCAUUACCCACUGAAAUUGGUUUCGAUUUGGCUGUAGCCGAUAAUAUACCGGAAAAAAAGGGUUCAUUCAUUCCUGAUGAAAGUCUGAAAACUUUUAUCACUGGUUUCUUAAAAGAAUAUUUUCGAAUGUAUGAUUCGGAUUCACGACAACAAUUGAUGGUCGCUUAUCAUGAUUCAGCGACGUUCACUCACAGUAUUGCUUCGAAUAAUUCAAUGUAUAGACCGAAUGAUAUUAUAAUGAAAGAAUCACAUAAUCUACUCCGUUUACGAGAUGAAAGUUUAUGGGUGAAAUUGGUCAAAACAUCGAAUGUGGAUAUUGUUUCAUUUUUAAACAAAUUGCCUGUUACAAAACAUCAUCUGGAUACGUUUCAAGUUGAUAUACCAUUUUUUAGCAAAGAAUUUAUUAAUGUCGUUGUUAAUGGAUUAUUGCAAGAAACUUUAAAAACACAAAGUUCAUUCCGAUCCUUUUGCCGAACAUUCUUUUUGGUCCCACAUAAUAAUGGAUUUGUCAUUCUAAAUGAAAUGCUUUUGAUUUCAUCUCCUUCGAUAAAACAGAUAAAUGAACACAAACCAUUGAUUGAAAAAGAAACAUCAUCCAAUAAAGCUGAUCUAGUUAUGAAGAAUUUUGAUUUUAAACCGUCAAAUUUAAUAGUCACAUCAAAUUUGAUAACAAAUCAAUCAAAUGUUACAUUUGCUUCAUCGGCACCUAAAUUAUCAAAUGACCCACGCGAAGAAAUCAUUCGAAAAUUCAAAGAAGAAACGAAAAUGAAUAGACAAUUUUCAAUACAAUGUCUUGAAGAAAAUGGAUUCAAUCCGGCCGUUGCAUACGAUGUAUUUCUUAAACUUAAACAGGCCAAUGCAUUGCCACCAGAAGCAUUUAUUGAUUGAAUUUAAAUCGUACUCUUAAUUUUCAAUUAAUUGACCGAUACCGGAAUCUAAAAUAUAUUUUUAUAAAAUUAUAUAAAAUA
Molecule: messenger RNA, 1967 nt
Organism: Dermatophagoides pteronyssinus (European house dust mite)
Lineage: Eukaryota; Metazoa; Arthropoda; Arachnida; Sarcoptiformes; Pyroglyphidae
Product: nuclear RNA export factor 1-like
Biological process (GO): poly(A)+ mRNA export from nucleus
Cellular component (GO): cytoplasm; nucleus
Molecular function (GO): protein binding; RNA binding
Source: RefSeq, a predicted model, not a curated record